GGAACAGCGCAACGACGAUGACAAAUCGAUAAAAAAAAAUUCAAAAAAAAAAAAUUACGAUUGGUUAUUUUAUGCAUAUAUUAUUUAUAGCUAGCUAGUAUUAAAUUCACGUUCUUCUUACAUCAAAACUACAAUAAUGGAAAAGACCCCUAGAUUUUUAGAUUUUUCGUUUUGAUGAAAUGAUGAAAUUAGCUAGAGAUGGGAAAUACCACAAAGGCAGGGAAGUCACCUUUGCCUGUCGUCAUUCAUAAAAGCAAUGUCCACAUCAGCUUUUAGCUGCCAUUGUAAUUUUAAUCUGCAUUACUGAUUGAGUAGAGUAGUAGUAAAAUCAUCAAAAGAGGAAUAUAUAUCUCAAGUGCAUCAUAUCUUCAGCAGUAUAUUCUCAGCAAAAUGAGGUUGAAAACUGUUGCAUUUUUAUCUUUCUCAUCAGCUACUGCUUUCAACCAACUCCAACCAACACUAUUUAAGGAUGGAAUAUGUUCACUGGACAAGAACGAAAAGAUGUCUUUCAAAACCCCAGAUGGUUUUACAGAAUGCUCUCUAAAAAGUUGUCCUCCUGACAAAUAUAAUUAUGAUUAUCCACAGUGCCAUUAUUGUUGUCGCAACCCAAAAUGUAGUAAAGGUGCUACAGAAGGCAUGGUGCAAAAAAGGAAGUUAAUUUAUUCCUUAAUUGCGAAUGUCAUUUUGCUUAUAUUGCUCCCAUAUCCCACAUAUUGUACUUGGUUAUGGUUAAGAGCAAAAUCUAAAAAGAAACAUGAGGAAGACCACUUACUAUUACCACGGACAUCGUCAACACCACUACAACAAUUGCCAUCGCAGCAGUCAACACCACCACAAACACCACAACCACCGCCACAACAACAACAACAAACCACAUCAAGCCAAGAUUUAGAUGGUGCAGUCUCGAAAGGGGAUUACAUCGUUGAAAUUACUGAUAGCGAUGAAGACAGUUCACAAAAUAUUGAAAACACUAGUGUACCAAAACGAUAUGUGCAACCUUUUACGGAUUCAUUUGAUAGCAACGAAGUCUCAGACAUUGCAAUCACAUCAGAAUUUGGUGGAAACAAGUGAUUCCUUGGCAGGAUUUCGCAAAUGAUAUUUUAACUCCUUAGAUCAUAAUGCAUUAAAAGAGAAACUGAGUAAAAAAAUACACAAUCUUUAUGUUAAAUGGUUGCAACUUUUCAAUUUUUAAAUAUUUUAUAGUUAGCAUUUUUUUGUUGUUUUUCUCUCUUUUUUCUCCCGUUUGCUUUGUCCUGUUUUAUUGUUUGUGUAUAGUUUUUAUAUUUAAUAUAUUUCAUUUUGUGACUAUCACAAACACUUGUGCGAGGUCAUGUUUAUUUAUAAGCAACUCUAAUUUUUAAUUUAGCCUCAGUUUUGAUUAAACCUACAAGUUGCUCAAUGUAAUAUUUGGCUGCAUAUAAGUUUUUAUCUAUUAAGGAAGAAGAACUUUUUAUUCUUUUAAAGAACUAUUUUGUAGGUUGCUGGUUAGGUCUUCUCUGUUUAAGCUUCUGUUUACUUAAAUUUCUAAAACAUUUUCAAAGUUUGAAAAGCAUGUUUUGACCUGAAUUUCGGGCAAAACAAAAUGCGUAGGAGCUCUCUCUAUUUUUUUUAUGUUAUUUAGAUUGAAUAAAUGUUACAUUUA
This is a messenger RNA of Hydractinia symbiolongicarpus, 1642 nucleotides long. RefSeq lists its product as uncharacterized. The transcript is spliced from 5 exons. The record is from RefSeq and is a predicted model, not a curated record. NCBI's taxonomy places the organism in Eukaryota, Metazoa, Cnidaria, Hydrozoa, Anthoathecata, Hydractiniidae. Bases 391 to 1071 code for a protein of 226 amino acids.